AUGCAGGAUUCACCCAGCUCCCUGGUGAUGGAUGGAUACUCCAGCAAUGUGCCAGCCUUCCUAACCAAGCUCUGGACGCUGGUGGAGGAUCCUGAAACGAACCAUCUCAUCUGCUGGAGUAGUAAUGGCACCAGCUUCCAUGUGUUCGACCAAGGACGCUUUGCCAAAGAGGUGCUGCCCAAGUAUUUCAAACACAACAACAUGGCCAGUUUUGUCCGGCAGCUCAACAUGUAUGGCUUCAGGAAGGUGGUGAACAUCGAGCAGGGGGGUCUCGUCAAGCCCGAGCGGGACGACACCGAGUUCCAGCACCUCUGCUUCCUGCAGGGACAUGAGCACCUCCUGGAGCACAUCAAGAGAAAGGUGUCGGUAGUGAAAAGUGAGGAGACCAAGAUGCGCCAGGAGGACCUCAGCAGGUUGCUAUACGAGGUACAGAUACUGAGAAGUCAGCAGGAGAACAUGGAGUGUCAAGUGCAGGACAUGAAGCAGCAAAAUGAAGUUCUGUGGCGGGAAGUUGUUUCUCUCCGGCAGAACCACUCACAGCAACAGAAGGUGAUCAACAAGCUGAUUCAGUUUCUAUUUGGCCAGCUCCAAUCAAGCCCUAGCAGCACUGGGAUAAAGAGGAAGCUACCUCUGAUGCUUGACAAUGGGAUCUCUGCCCCACAAGUGUCCAAGUUCAGCCGGCAUUUGUCUACGGACCCCCUCCAUGACCCCUAUUUCAUACAGUCGCCAUCAACAGAACCUGCCUCUUGCUUAAACAGCCCUGCAAUUGCUGGAGGACCCAUCAUAUCUGAUGUUACUGAAGCAUCACCAUCCAACAUAAUAAAUAUGCAAUCCUCUCCUGAAAAUGACAGAGAGAAGUGCCUCAUGCUGAUCAAGGAAGAGCCAGUCAGCCCUGGAGUUAAACCCACUGCUGAGCCUGAUGUCCCCCUGCCAGGCUGCAGGGCUUGCUCUGAGCCCCCUGUGCUCCCAGUUGCCAUGGUUCAGUCUGUUUUGGAAGGCAAAGGAAGCUGUGGCGCAGCCCCACCAGGGACCUCGCAACCAUCCGAGAGAAGAGGCAGAAGAGCAUUGCUGGACAGAACAGAUAUUUCAGACCCGUUGGAGGGCACUGACUGGAGCUUGGAAGGGCUGCAGCUGCUGCUGAGGAGCCAGCAGUACGGCCUGGAGCCUGCCAGCCUCUUAGAUGUCUUUAAUCCAAAUUUACCUUUGAGUGAGUGGAAUUUGACUGAAAUGGAAGCCAGCCUGUCACCGAUGCAGCGACUCACAGUGGAUCUGGAGAAGAAUGCAACUGAGAUGUCCUCAAAAGCGUUCAACCCACAGCUUAACAACGCCUGCCCAGAGAAAGAUGUCAUUCUUGAAAGUGCCCAGCAGUUCCUCAUCGAUCGUCAGUCAAUCUUUGGCAACGACCUCAUCAGCUUGCCUGAAAAUUCAUCGCUUUAUGUCCCAUCUGAAAAUACGGCUUCCUACCUGUCCUCUGUGGGUGGGCAAGGAGAUAUCCCAUUAAACCUGAGCUCUUCAACUGACAACAACCAGUGA
Messenger RNA from Mesitornis unicolor (brown roatelo), 1533 nucleotides. It is a transcript of the gene HSF4, whose product is annotated as heat shock transcription factor 4. Gene Ontology annotation, biological process: regulation of DNA-templated transcription. The transcript is spliced from 13 exons. Bases 1 to 1533 code for a protein of 510 amino acids. Gene Ontology annotation, molecular function: sequence-specific DNA binding; DNA-binding transcription factor activity. The record is from RefSeq and is a predicted model, not a curated record. NCBI's taxonomy places the organism in Eukaryota, Metazoa, Chordata, Aves, Mesitornithiformes, Mesitornithidae.